GACACCAGCAGGCGAGAAGAGGAGAUCGCUUGGACAACUGUCUUUUUUUCCCCUCUUUUUCCCCCUCUUCAUAGCAUUGUCUACCAAUGCAGUUGCCUGUAAGGACUGUUAAUAGCUUUGUUUCUUCUAUAGCACUGAAGUUUUUCUUUGCUCAUCAACGUUGCAGAUAAUGCAGAUUAUUGUUUAGUUUUCAUUUACAACAGGGAUAUAUAUUUGAUUUUAAUCAGGAAACUUAUCAGUAUUUUUUUCAUACAAAAUGAAAACACGUGGCUUUGACGCUGUAAUUUAUUUAUGCAUCCCCUUAUUUUACUUGAGUUGCGUUUUACACAUAGUUGAAUGCCAACAGCAGCAGAACACAAGACCAGGGAACCCUCCACCUGCAGGUCUUUUUAGACAGAAAAUACAAUGGGAAAAUAACGGGAGAGUUUUCAGUUUACUAAGUCAUGGAGCCGAAUACCAGCCGCCAAGGCGAAGGGAUCACAAUACUAAGCCAGAAGAACCGAAACAUAUCAUAAUCAUCAGUAACAACCAGACGACGGAGGUACAGAAUUCAAGACCCGCAAGCGUUCAGCAAAAUUCUCAGUCUACAACUGCUGCACAAAGCCGACCAGGUGCGGGUCCCCGCUCUGGAUAUUGGUUUCAGGCGGGUGUUAACAGGCGUGGGAGACCAACUGGGGCAUCCUCCGCAACACAGGAGAGACAAGCAAGACCCGGUCCCAAUUCUGCAGGUGCCAGACAGUCCACAGCAGAGACCACGUCCGGUACAAGAAACGAAAAUCGAACCGGACAAAAUCCUCCUCCACUAAGCAAUCUGAGACCCGAGGAUGGGAUGGUGGGGGAUGAUCCCUACAAUCCUUAUAAAUCCACUGAUGACAAUCCGUAUUAUAAUUACUACGACACCUACGAAAGACAAAGACCAAAUGGUGGACAAAGGCCAGGGUACGGUACAAGGUACUUCCAGUACGGUCUUCCCGAUUUGGUGCCAGAUCCCUAUUAUAUACAAGCUUCCACAUAUGUACAGAGAAUGGCUAUGUACAACCUAAGAUGUGCCGCAGAGGAAAACUGCUUGGCAAGCUCAGCCUACCGAUCUGAAGUGAGAGAUUAUGAUACGCGAAUGCUACUGAGGUUUCCUCAGCGAGUGAAGAACCAAGGGACAUCGGACUUCCUGCCAAGUAGACCGCGCUACUCGUGGGAAUGGCACAGCUGUCACCAACAUUAUCACAGCAUGGAUGAAUUCAGCCACUAUGACUUGUUGGAGGCCAAUUCACAGCGAAGAGUAGCUGAAGGUCACAAAGCCAGUUUUUGCCUUGAGGACAGCUCUUGUGACUACGGCUAUUAUAGACGCUAUGCUUGUACAUCACACACCCAGGGCCUGAGUCCAGGAUGUUAUGAUACAUACAAUGCUGAUAUUGACUGUCAAUGGAUUGACAUUACUGAUGUAAAGCCUGGAAACUACAUUCUCAAGGUCAGCGUGAAUCCAAGCUAUCAGGUUCCAGAGUCUGAUUAUACAAACAAUAUUGUAAGAUGUGACAUUCGCUAUACGGGCCAUUAUGUCUAUACUUCGGGCUGCAGACUUUCACCGUACUAAUGAAAUGGCUGAUUUUCUGCCAAAGAAUACAUAGGAAAGUCUGAAGGCAAUCUGUCAGAAGAAAGUCUGAAAGAAUGCCUUUACCAAAGCCAUGAUAUAAGUGUUAUUAAGUAAUACAAGGACUGCUAUGAAUACUGAAGAGUAAGAAAAUGAAGAAAACCACAGCUGUUAAAUGUGUGGCAAAUACAAUUUAAGAAACUUAUGCGCUCUUUAAAGAACAUUUAACUAUACUUUUAAAAAUUAUCCACAAGUAACUAACCUUUGCUACCUGAUCUCUUAAAUUCCAGAACAGUGCAUUUUUACUAUCUGUUCAGAGUUUAAAUAUGGAUAGCAAGCAAACACAAUCUCAUUUAGGAAAUAGUAGAAAAAGUAAAACAAUAUUAAAGUAUUUGUAAGGACGUUAUAUAUGCAUUAAACAUAGUUUAUUCUU
Messenger RNA from Lepisosteus oculatus (spotted gar), 2018 nucleotides. RefSeq names its product protein-lysine 6-oxidase. The record is from RefSeq and is a predicted model, not a curated record. NCBI's taxonomy places the organism in Eukaryota, Metazoa, Chordata, Actinopteri, Semionotiformes, Lepisosteidae. Gene Ontology annotation, molecular function: protein-lysine 6-oxidase activity; copper ion binding. Gene Ontology annotation, biological process: collagen fibril organization; peptidyl-lysine oxidation.